AUGGCUUAUUUAAGGCACUUAGAAAUUAUAAAUGAAGCAGAAAUUCCAGUAAUGUAUUUUAUGACGUCUCUGUCCCAUCAAGGUAAACUGAACAGCCAAGACACUUACAAUAACUUCACAAACAAUAAUCCUGGGAACCCUCGACUCCUGCCUCUUCCAAGCUUGACUGUGGUGUUGCCUCUUGCUCAAAUCAAGCAGCCAAUGACAUUAGGGACCAUCACCAAACGCACAGGCAAAUCCAAACCAGCACCACAGAUUUCCCCCAGUAAGUCUGUGGGAGGAGAGUUUUGUGUCGCUGCGGUCUUUGGAUCAUCAAGGUCAUGGUUUGCGAACAAUCCUGGUCUGAAAAGAGAAAAAGAUCAAUCCAAACAGUUUGUGGUGGAGUCAUUGUAUAUUAUCAGUUGUUACGGUAGCCUGGUGGAACAUGUGUUGGAACCGCGUCCGCUCAGCACUGCUCCCAAGAUUAGUGAUGACACACCUUUGGAAAUGAUGACGUGCCCAAGAGCCAGCUGGACUUUGGUUAGAACUCCUCAGUGGAAUGAACUCCAACCACCAUUUAAUGCAAACCAUCCACUGCUCCUGGCUGCAGAUGCCGUGCAGUACUACCAGUAUCUUCUUGCUGGCUUGGUCCCACCAGGGAGCCCUGGACCGAUCACUCGACACGAGUCGUACGACAGCUUAGCAUCUGACCACAGCGGGCAAGAGGACGAGGAGUGGCUCUCACAGGUCGAAAUAGUGACCCACACCGGGCCUCACCGGCGCCUGUGGAUGGGCCCCCAGUUCCAGUUCAAAACAAUCCAUCCCUCAGGCCAAACCACCGUCAUCUCAUCCAGCUCCUCGGUGCUGCAGUCGCACGGGCCAAGCGACACGCCGCAGCCUCUGCUGGACUUCGAUACAGAUGAUCUUGAUCUCAACAGUCUCAGGAUUCAGCCCGUUCGUUCAGAACCUGUGAGCAUGCCGGGCUCGUCGCGUCCAGUUUCUGAUCGCAGAGGAGUUUCAACAGUGAUUGAUGCUACCUCAGUAACACUGGUAACGUGUUUACUAACCAUUGUCAUGUACUUAAAAGGAUAUCGCGGUUUUCAGCUGCAGAAAAGG
Apaloderma vittatum (bar-tailed trogon) is the source of this 1095-nucleotide messenger RNA. Its product is annotated as breast carcinoma-amplified sequence 3-like. Gene Ontology annotation, biological process: response to starvation; autophagy. NCBI's taxonomy places the organism in Eukaryota, Metazoa, Chordata, Aves, Trogoniformes, Trogonidae. The annotation marks the transcript as partial. The record is from RefSeq and is a predicted model, not a curated record. The transcript is spliced from 8 exons. Gene Ontology annotation, cellular component: cytoplasm.